UUCUGGGCGGGAUGACCUCAUUACACAGGUACCAGUUUCCACAAUUGAUAACGACGCAGCCACUACAACAGCGCCUGUAGGCCGGUUCGCUAUAGCGGCGCUACAGUGGCACGUUGACAACGAUUGGCGCUGUAGGGCCCGCUUGAAGGUGGGCGCCCGAUUCCACUAGCCUGGCGUGCCGUCGUGUGCCGACACCGGCUUAACAGCUGGACGGCUCAAAGCUGUGGACCCCUAGCAGCAAAUGCUGGGGGCAUGAAAUUCCACUCAACAGCCACUGACUCUGGUUCCAUCACCGCCAGCAAACGCAAUUGAGGGACGUUGGCUGCUGCAAAGGGGCCAAUUUCAUACGGCCUUGACAAUGCAGCACUUUGUACGGCCAGCAUCCCGGGUCGUCCGCGGCCAUACAGCCAGGCUGGGCCUGGAACGAGGGUCUUUCUUAACGCGGUCAACAUCAUCGCCAACCCCGAUACACGCACUCUAUAGCUCAAAAACAUACAUAUCCGCACGAAAUUACUCCUCUCAAUCUCCUCCAAAUCCCAAUGAUACCACAACGACACCAUCCGAGGCCAAUACGUCGACCCCAGCAGACACCAAAUCAGCCGUGUCGACGGGCAAGCUUCCCUCAACCAUGGAGAAGCAGCGCAGCGCCAUCAAUCGGAAAUUCAGCAGUGUCAUGGACAAUGUCCAAGCCCGCGUGCUAACCGCUUCGCAAACGCUCAACGAUAUCACGGGAUACACAUCGAUCGAUGCCAUCAAAGCCGAAAAUGAAGGCCUGGAAAAGGCCCUAGCCGACGCCCAAGAGCGUGUCCGGGUUGCCCGGCAAACUUACAAGUCCUCCAACUCCAAACGAGCGGCCACUCAGCGCGAGGUCACCACACUACUAGCCCGUAAAGAUACCUGGUCACCCGUUGAUCUUGAGCGUUUCACCGAGCUCUACCGCACCGACCACGUGCUUGAGGGCGAGGUGGUUGCAGCGCAGGAGAACCUGACCGAAUCGGAGGCCGAUGAGCAAAGCCUCAAUCAGCGUCUCAACGCAGGCAUCUUGAAGCGAUACCAUGAAGAGCAGAUCUGGAGUGACCGGAUUCGCCGCGCAAGUACAUGGGGCACGUGGGGCCUCAUGGGCAUGAACUUUGUGCUCUUUGUGAUCCUGCAGUUCUUUGCCGAGCCUUGGAGACGAAGAAGACUGGUCAAGGGCGUGGUUGAGCAGGAGAAGCAGGUCCUGGCGGGUGUCCGUGGCGAUAUGGAGGCCCUCAAGACCCGGCUGGAGGAGAAGCUCGACAGCCUGGCAGCACUGUCGGCCAAGACCGAGCAGGCUGUGCCAGGCGACGCGGAAGCUGUGAGAGCCACAACAACAUGGCAACAGUGGCUGCGUGAUCCAAAACUGUGGCAAGAGACUGCUACGGAUCUUUGCAGCGAACGUAAAGUGAAUAUGACGAUGCGGGAUGCGUCAGUCCUGGCUGCGGAGGGAGCCGCCGCGGGUGCGGCGCUAACAGCAGCAAUUGUGCUGUUAGUUUUGCGGUCAUGAUGGAGGGAGGCCGCCUGUUUAUAAAUGUAUACUAUAAUGAGACUUAUUUACUAUGUACUACUACUUUUUUCCCCGUUGUUUUACAUUGCAUCAUCUGCUUUGGGCAGCAAGAUUCGCGAGUGACUGCGCCCCUGGAUCGCCAUGUCCGUGGGAGUGGCGCAAAUCAGUCCUCAACAAAGUUGUGCUUGCUGUUGGGAGGGUAAUUGGAUCACGGUUAUAAUGCCGUGUUCGUUUUCGGGAUAUUUAGAGUGUUCAAUCUAUCAUAGUAAAGUUUCUCUGGAAAUCGGUUAUCGGCUUUAGCGAGGUUGUUUGUUUGCCCAUCACGUGGAGUGUUUCUCCAUCUGACGGGGAAUACGGGCCGAUGGUACGUCAUAGUUCGUGAAACUAGAGGCCGCCCGUUGCAAAGAGGGGCGGCUUCUCUCGCUGUCGGUAUUGGCGGGAAGCUUUGCGAGGGCUUGCGAGCCUUUUGUUGGCUAUGGAAACGAGUUUCCAUAUUGCAUCUGGACAAAAGCCGAUGUUGGCUGAAGCAGCUGUGUGUGCUACGAGGUGGUGGAGCGGAAGGAUUCGGCUGUAGGGAGCGAUCUGCAAGUGAGAUGCGUUUGGAGGCGCUGCAGACGCAGGCUAGGAUUGUUUAUCCUAUUCGUUGGGGGUGCCGUGAGAAUUAUUUUUCUGUUUUUUGGUGCGAAUACCUACCCUAUUAACAACCUUAUACGGUGGAUUAUCUUAUCCGUUAUUGCAUUUUUAUCAAAACUCUGAUCGAGACAGCUUUGGUUAGCCAUGUUGGCUCUUGUAUGUUGGCAAUUGACGCUUGGGCGUCGCUGGGGAGCGGGAUGUUGCACCGCUAUACAGCACGGUGAUGGAAUAGCCGAUGACGGCGCAUUGUAAAUGCCAUGUCUUCUGUGUUUUGCAUCUACAUGACAUGUUAUGCUAUAGUAAAUAAGGUGUAAAUCCUAACAGAAUGUUGAUUUCCCCAUCCGCUAGCUACUGUUCAGUGGCUGAUGUUUACCCUACACAAGGCGUCUGAUUCUGCACGCGCAGGCACCAGUCAAUGCAUGGUACGUCACAGCAGGCGGCCAAAGCACUGGUUGCGGGGCGGCACGAUAAAAAAACAAGACACACCAGAAGCGGUGAUAGGAAGUUUACAGAGGAAAGAAUCAAAGCCCGCACAAAGUGUAUAUACGAAUAAAGAUAGUUUAAUGCAUAUUUUAUAAAUGGAUAAAAAUGAAAAUUAUUUUAUUCAUUUUUAAAAUGUCCUCGUGAGCAUCCUAUUCCUCUGCGCAAUACCAACACCUGCUGUUGUCUCAUCACAGCCCACCACUACGAGAAACAGAAACCCCGCCCACCACCGCUAGCACGGGCGGGCGGGGGCGAGGGACACGCUCCCUCCACUAAGGCCACUGCGCCCGCGGUCACUAAACACGCCAGCAAGGAAAAAACACAGCCUAC
Molecule: messenger RNA, 2971 nt
Organism: [Torrubiella] hemipterigena
Lineage: Eukaryota; Fungi; Ascomycota; Sordariomycetes; Hypocreales; Clavicipitaceae
Source: the annotation of a GenBank genome assembly